Molecule: messenger RNA, 2277 nt
Organism: Rhopalosiphum maidis (corn leaf aphid)
Lineage: Eukaryota; Metazoa; Arthropoda; Insecta; Hemiptera; Aphididae
Exons: 2
Coding region: 247-1506 (419 amino acids)
Source: RefSeq, a predicted model, not a curated record
UUUCUAGUUCAGUUCGUCGAAAGAGUAACUUAUUUACAGUAUUGAGUAUACAUUAUUCUCCGAGUAAAAAAGUUUCUUAUUUUUUAUUCAAUUUUUAUUAUUAGAGUAAAAUUAAAUACAAAAUACAAAUUGUGAUUCAUUUUUUAAUGUAAUUGUUAAAUUUUAUACUUUUUAUUUUGAAUUAUAUACUGUUAAUUAAAAAGGAUCUAUUCAUAUACAAACACUGAUCCUUGGUGCAAUGAUGACAUGUUAACCAACAACGAAUUGUUAUUACUAGCAUUAUUAGCUGAAGACUCCUCACUUGACCAUCUUGAAUGGACCGCGAUUUUGCUGCUGUUAAGUACCCAAAAUCAACUAUCUGAAUGUAGUUCCUCAUCGUUAUCAUCACAUCAGUCGAUGGAACAACGUCCAUACUUUGGCCAACGGGACGGUCACAUUAGAGAUGCAUUACUGGAAAAAGAGCUGGACUGGCUGGCUAAGGAAGACCGUGGCAAAAGGUUACGUGUUGAUAGACAGACAUUUCACAAAUUAUUGUCGAAAUUGCACCCAUACAUGGCUAAAGUUAAAAACGGACUAAAAGUGAGUGCUGCUAGACGUUUGACAGCAACUCUUAGAUUUCUAGGUACCAGCUCUACAUUACAAGAAAUUAAGGUUGAUACCCACAUAUCACCUCAAAUGUUAGCAAAGAUCAUUGUAGAAACUUGUGACUGUAUUAUAGAAGCACUCAAAGACUACAUUAAGUGCCCUCAAACAGAAGAAGAAUGGAUGCUAGUGUCAACAACUUUUGAACGUACUACAAGAUUUCCAUCAUGCUUAGGUGCUGCAUGUGCGCGUCAUAUUGAACUUCGUAAGGCAUCUAAAGCAGAUUCAGAUUAUCUUAAUGAACGCCGUCGACCAAGUGUUUUACUAUCAGCCGUAGUUGAUUCCAACUAUGAGUUCCUCUUGGUAGAUACUUGCCCAAGUGGGCAUCUUUCUGAAGAUAAUCCACCAAAUACAAUUUUAGAACGCAAAUUGAGAAUGACUAAGUUACCAUGCCAGCUAAAUUCUAAUCAGUUACCUUACGUAUUUGUAGCUGAUGAAUGUUUUAAACUUCAAGAAAAUUUUAUGGUGCCCUAUAGAGCAGUGAAUGAUAAAGGCGGGGACGCUAAUAAACUUUUUAAUAGACAAUUAGUCAGAGCCAAUCAAAGGGCUGCCAAAACUCUGGCCAUUAUGGCAUGGAGGUUUGGUGUACUUCAAACACCUGUUAACUUAGAAGCAAAAAAAGUACAAAUCAUCGUUAAAGCCUGCUGUUAUCUUCACAAUUUCUUUAAGCGCGAAAGUGCUUAUUAUAUAGACAGUAAUAUGGAAGCUGUUAUUAAAGCAGAUAUGGCUCCAAUUGUGUGGGGUCCAAAUACUACGGUCAUACCCCACAUCAAUAAUUUUGAUAGUGACCCACAAUAUGUAAGGGAUAGUUUUUCAAAAUAUUUAUACACAUUAUCUAAACAUCAAACACGUGUCUGUAAAUAAUUUUUAUUCAUAAAACAAUUUAGUUGAUUUUUAUAGUUAAUUUAUCUAAUUAAACAAACUAUUAAAUAUAGUACUGAUUAUUUUAUACUAGUCUAUUUGAAAUUUUACAAUUAGUAAAGUUAUCAAAUUUUAAAUUAUUUUUUGUAUAAUAUAGGUAGAUAUACUUGAUGUAUAAUGUUGACGCCUUGUCUUAAUAAAAAUUCCUUAAUUAAACUAAAGUUAGGUUGGUUCAAAAUUAAAUUAAAUUAAUAAAUAAAUAAAAAAUAUAAGAAAAUAACAGUUUAAAAUUGUUUAUAAUAUAUUCAUUGGUAUUGUAUGUUUAAUUGACUGCAAAAUUAUAAAUAUAACACUAGGGUUUAAUGACUGAGAUUACUAACUGGUUAUACAUAGGAGGUCUUCCAUUAUCCAUUCUUGCCAAUUUUUAAACUUGUUUAUACUAUUUGUACUAAUAUACAUUUAAUGUUAUUAUUAUUUUUUUUACCUUACCAAAAAAAUGUACCAAUGUUAAUUACAGGGUGUGCUGGUUUGUACAGUAUAAUUCAAUAUGUUUAUACGCGCAAUUGCAAUUAUUAAUUUAAUCUAUUAAAAUGUGAUAAAAUCAGCUUCAUUAUUACAUUUCAGUAUAUUACAUAACCUAUCCCUGUAUUUAAUUUUAAACAUAAAAUUCAGAAAAUUAAUUAAAAGGCGGUGUAAAUAAAACGAUUCAUCUAAAUGUAUACUUCUAGCAUAAUAUAAUUAUAUAAUGCUCGUAUCAGAUUCUUUUUUUAUACA